Messenger RNA from Ostrinia nubilalis (European corn borer), 1537 nucleotides. RefSeq names its product lysosomal aspartic protease-like. Gene Ontology annotation, molecular function: aspartic-type endopeptidase activity. Lineage: Eukaryota; Metazoa; Arthropoda; Insecta; Lepidoptera; Crambidae. The transcript has 9 exons. The record is from RefSeq and is a predicted model, not a curated record. Gene Ontology annotation, biological process: proteolysis; cell death. Bases 278 to 1519 code for a protein of 413 amino acids. Gene Ontology annotation, cellular component: lysosome.
UUUCAAGGAUUAUUUAACACGGUAUGAUUAUUUUGAUUACAUAAAUGCCACGGAACGGCUAAAGAAAAAGCUACUAUGGCUGAAAAGAUAAGAAGCCAGUGCUGUUAUUUAUUUCGAAGAUUAUAUUAAAAAGCUGAAACGUCUGACAGUUCAAUUUUGGCGCGCGCGCACCUUUUGGUUCCCAUUUGGUUUUUAGCUGUCGCUGUUUAUAGACGAGGAGCUUUAAAAAUAUUUUUACAUCGAUAACUCGAAGAUAAUUUCGGAUCUGUUUUUAAUAAUGGGAAAAAUAAUAAUAAAUUUUAUCCUCUUCAUAUUUAUCGGCGGUUGCUCGGCUAACUUUAUGAGACUGCCGCUGUUCCGGUUCCCCAGCAUGCGGCGGCUCAUGCACGAGGCGGGGCUGGAGCUGGGCCUGCUCAACGCGCGCGCCGACGACCUCACGCCCGUCCGCCUCUCCAACUACCUCGAUGCGCAAUACUACGGGCCCAUCACGAUCGGCUCGCCGCCGCAGACGUUCCGAGUGCUGUUCGACACCGGCUCGUCCGACCUGUGGGUGCCGUCCAAGAAAUGCCACUACUCCAACCUUGCCUGCCUUCUGCACAGGAAGUACGACAGCAAGAAGUCGCACACGCACCGCUCCAACGGCUCGGAGUUCGCCAUCCACUACGGCUCCGGCAGCCUCUCCGGCUUCCUGUCCACCGACGACGUCACCGUGCAGGGUCUGCGCGUGGCGCGGCAGACGUUCGCGGAGGCGCUGCGCCAGCCGUCCGUGGCCUUCGUCUCCGCCAAGUUCGACGGCAUCCUCGGCAUGGCCUUCGCCAGCUUGUCCAUGAACGGCUUGACGCCCGUGUUCGAAAAUAUGGUGAACCAGGACCUGGUCAAACCUGUGUUCUCUUUCUAUCUCAACAGGGACCAAACCGCGAAAGAGGGCGGAGAGCUCAUCCUGGGCGGCUCGGACCCGGCGCGCUUCCGCGGCCCCAUGCACUACGUGCCGCUGUCGCGCGCCUACUACUGGCAGCUGGCCGUGGACGCCAUCCGCGUCGGGCACCACGCCUUCUGCGUCGACGGCUGCCAGGCGAUCGUGGACACGGGCACGUCGCUGGUGAGCGGGCCGGCGGAGGAGGUGGCGCGGCUGCAGGCGGCGCUGGGCGCGCGGCGCGCCGGCCGCAGCCACUACGAGCUGGACUGCGGCGCCCUGCGCGCGCUGCCGCCCGUCACCCUCACGCUCGCCGGCCGCCGCUUCACGCUGGAGCCCAAGGACUACGUCAUCGUGAUGGACGGCCGGUCCGAUGAGCCCACGUGCCUGUCGGGCUUCAUGGGGCUGGACGUCCCGCCGCCCAACGGGCCGCUGUGGAUCCUGGGCGACGUGUUCAUCGGCAAGUACUACACCGAGUUCGAUUUUGGCAACAAGCGCAUCGGAUUUGCCCCCGCCGUCACCGGCGGCUCCGAAGAAGAGACAGACAACACGGAGGACGAAUCACAAGAAACGGAUCAAGACUCUUCAACGAGUGAAGAAAUAUAGGCUUUUCAUUACAUAUAA